This is a messenger RNA of Seriola dumerili (greater amberjack), 1095 nucleotides long. RefSeq names its product GINS complex subunit 1 (gene gins1). Gene Ontology annotation, cellular component: GINS complex. The transcript has 8 exons. Lineage: Eukaryota; Metazoa; Chordata; Actinopteri; Carangiformes; Carangidae. Bases 365 to 955 code for a protein of 196 amino acids. Gene Ontology annotation, biological process: DNA strand elongation involved in mitotic DNA replication; DNA replication. The record is from RefSeq and is a predicted model, not a curated record.
UUUUCCUUUGGAUAUUGAACGCAGCAGCAAAUGGAGCAACGAAGUUAGCAGCGAAGCUAAUCGGCUUCACCAAGAAUCGACGUGACCGAACUAUAACACCCACUUUUCGUAACAGUUUUAUAACAACACGCAGACCCGGUAACGGAGCCCAUUUCCGCCUCUGGUGGCUCUUUGCCGACACUGGACCAGUCUGACGGGUUUAUUUGUAGCCGGUGUUGCUAAACGGAAAUGCCACCGCGGGUUACAAACGUUGAUCUUCCGGUGAUAAACAGCUGAUUAACCUUCAUAAUUAUCAAUAUAAAUAAAACACACACCCUCACCUCUCAGUCUGCGGGGAUACAGCGGCUUCACAACAUAACUUUGGAUGUUUUGUGAGAAAGCCAUCGAGUUAAUCAGAGAACUUCACCGGAUGAACGACGGACAGCUGCCCGCUUUUAACGAGGACGGACUGCGGCAGGUUCUGCAGGAGAUGGAGGCUCUGUACGAGCAGAACCAGAGCGAUGUUAACGAGGCGAAGUCUGAGGGUCGAGCUGAACUCAUUCCCUCAAUCAAACUGCGGCACUGCUGCCUGCUGAGGAACCAACGCUGCCUCACCGCAUACCUGUAUGACCGGCUGCUGAGGAUCAGAGCUCUGAGGUGGGAGUACGGCAGCGUCCUUCCCGCCAAUGUUCGCUUCCACAUGUGUGCAGAGGAGCUGCAGUGGUUCACUCAGUAUAAAAAGUCUCUGGCCUCCUUCAUGCGUUCUCUGGGGGGAGGGGAAGGUCUGGACAUCACUCAGGACAUGAAGCCUCCAAAGAGUCUCUACAUCGAAGUGAGGUGUUUAAAGGACCACGGAGAGUUUGAGAUCGACGACGGGACGGUGAUUUUGCUGAAGAAGAACAGUCAGCACUUCCUGCCACGGUGGAAAUGUGAGCAGCUGAUUCGUCAGGGAGUCCUGGAGCACGUCAUGUCCUGAGGCCUCGACAUCAGAGAGCAGAGACGAGGACCAAGCUAAACCCCACCCCCUCCAUGUGCGUUCUUUAUUUUAACAGCGGACAGAUGUUGAGACGACACAGAUGUUCACAUCCUCCAGGACGAAGUUUGAGGAUUAUUGUG